UUUAUGCCUGGAACAUAUUUGUCAUUUAGACUUCUGUAUUAGUACCAUGCCUAGCAGAAUGGGAUCGAAAAUGAAUCUGAACAGAGACUUCAUCAGAGUAAAAGCACAUUAUAAUGGGGACAUCCUAAUAACAAAUUUGGAUGCAUCAAUGAACUAUGGUGAACUUUGUGAUGAAGUGAGGGAGAUGUGCAGUUUACAACAGGAACAGCCAAUUACCCUCAAGUGGAUUGAUGAUGAAGGUGAUCCGUGUACUAUCUCAUCUCAGAUGGAACUGGAAGAAGCCUUCCGUUUGUAUUGUCAUCAUCGAGAUGAAGGGCUCAUUAUUCAUGUUUUCCCCAGCAUUCCAGAGAAACCAGGCAUGCCAUGUCCAGGAGAAGACAAAUCAAUCUACCGACGUGGAGCAAGAAGAUGGAGGAAGCUCUACCGAGUGAAUGGGCAUCUGUUUCAAGCCAAACGCUUUAACAGAAGAGCAUAUUGUGGCCAGUGCAGUGAAAGGAUAUGGGGUCUCGGAAGGCAAGGCUACAAGUGUAUCAACUGCAAAUUGCUGGUCCAUAAACGCUGUCACAUACUUGUUCCACUGACCUGCAAAAGGCAUAUGGAUUCGGUCAUGCCUUCCCAGGAACCUCAAUUAGAUGAUAAAAAUGAUGAAGUUGACCUCCCCUCAGAAGAAACUGAUGGAAUCCCUUACAUUCCUUCAACCCGGAAACAUGACAACAUUAAAGAUGACUCUGAGGAUAUCAAGCCAGUUAUUGAUGGAAUGGAUGGAAUUAAGAUUUCUCAGGGGCUUGGACUACAGGACUUUGACUUAAUCAGAGUUAUUGGACGUGGAAGUUAUGCCAAAGUUCUUUUAGUACGGUUAAAAAAGAAUGAUCAAAUUUAUGCCAUGAAAGUAGUGAAAAAAGAAUUGGUCCAUGAUGAUGAGGAUAUUGAUUGGGUACAGACAGAGAAACAUGUGUUUGAACAGGCAUCCAGUAAUCCAUUCCUAGUUGGUUUACAUUCGUGCUUUCAAACAACAAGUCGAUUGUUUCUUGUCAUAGAGUAUGUAAAUGGGGGAGAUCUCAUGUUUCAUAUGCAACGGCAAAGAAAACUUCCUGAAGAACAUGCAAGAUUUUAUGCUGCUGAAAUUUGUAUUGCUCUGAACUUCCUACACGAGAGAGGAAUAAUCUACAGAGAUUUAAAACUAGACAAUGUUCUGCUAGACGCAGAGGGUCAUAUCAAGUUAACAGAUUAUGGCAUGUGCAAGGAAGGAUUGGGCCCUGGUGACACUACAAGCACUUUCUGUGGAACGCCAAAUUACAUUGCACCAGAGAUCCUAAGAGGGGAAGAAUAUGGGUUCAGUGUGGACUGGUGGGCUCUUGGUGUCCUGAUGUUUGAAAUGAUGGCAGGAAGAUCUCCAUUUGAUAUAAUAACUGACAAUCCAGACAUGAACACUGAAGAUUACCUCUUCCAAGUUAUCCUUGAAAAGCCAAUCCGGAUUCCAAGAUUUCUCUCUGUCAAGGCCUCUCAUGUCUUAAAAGGAUUUUUAAACAAGGAUCCCAAAGAAAGGCUUGGCUGCCAGCUAGAGACAGGAUUUUCUGAUAUCAAGUCUCAUACAUUUUUCCGCAGCAUAGACUGGGAUCUGCUGGAAAAGAAGCAGGCGACCCCUCCAUUUCAGCCUCAGAUCACAGACGAUUAUGGUUUGGAUAACUUUGAUACACAGUUCACCAGCGAACCUGUGCAGCUAACCCCAGAUGAUGAAGAUGUAAUAAAAAGAAUAGAUCAGUCGGAAUUUGAAGGAUUUGAAUACAUUAACCCAUUGUUGCUGUCAACAGAGGAAACAGUAUGAAGGAAUGACAUCUCCAUUGUGGACAAAUAAUGUGAAUGAACU
Emys orbicularis (European pond turtle) is the source of this 1867-nucleotide messenger RNA. RefSeq names its product protein kinase C zeta (gene PRKCZ). Lineage: Eukaryota; Metazoa; Chordata; Testudines; Emydidae. The record is from RefSeq and is a predicted model, not a curated record. Gene Ontology annotation, biological process: protein phosphorylation. Gene Ontology annotation, cellular component: nucleus; cytoplasm. Gene Ontology annotation, molecular function: protein serine/threonine kinase activity; ATP binding; protein binding. Bases 47 to 1825 code for a protein of 592 amino acids. The transcript has 18 exons.